AUGGAUAGAACACAUAUCAUCGAUGUGGCGAACAAGAUCAUCACACCAGGCUUCGUCGAUACCCACCGCCACGGUUGGCAAACGGCUUUCAGAACCAUCGCCUCGAAUACCUCACUGGCCGAGUACUUCACCCGCUAUGGCGAAUUUGCUGCCGUGGGCUUUCUGAGUGCCGAUGAUGUCUACAUCGGCCAGCUCGCAGGAUUCUACGAGGCCCUGAACGCCGGUGUCACGACGACGCUGGAUCACGCCCACCACACUUGGUCGGAUGAGACUUCAGAGGCAGGUCUGAAAGGUAGCAUCGACAGCGGCGCGAGAGUCUUCUGGUCAAACUUUAGGGAUAUCGCGACCAAGGCCGAGUUUGAUGGUACUCCCACAACUUUGGGAGUCGCCUGCGACUUCUUCGGGACCGACGGUGUUCUCGCGGAUGUCAAUGCGGUGGUUGAUCUUGCCAAGGAGUUCAAUGUCUCUGUAAUCACGACUCACAGCUUACAAGGCCCGUGGGGAAACACCAACAGCCCUGAGGACGUCCAUGCUAUUGGAGCAUUGAAUACCAGCAUUCCAGUUGUCUUUUCCCAUGCAUCCUUUCUGACCUACAAGGGCGCAUCUCUCCUCCGCUCCACAAAUCAGUACAUCUCCAUCACUCCAGAGUCAGAGAUGCAUUACGGCCACACGCAUCCUCACAGCCAUCUGAUCCAAGACCAAGGUUCCCUCGGUGUCGACACUCACUUCACCUUCUCAACCGACAUCCUUACUCAAGCCCGUCUCUGGCUCCAGAGCACCCGCCGCCUUCUUUACCAACAAGUCCUCGCAAACUGGCGCGUGCCCACCAGCACGCCCAUGACCGUGAACCAAGCCUUCCUUCUCGCCACGAGAAACGGCGGACUUGCCCUCCGCCGCCCUGAUCUGGGCGUCAUAAUCGAGGACGCCAAAGCCGACGUCGUGGUCUGGGAUGGUGAGAGUCCCGCCCUCCUCGGCUGGGUUGACCCCGUCGCUGCUGUGAUUCUCCACGGUAGCGUGGCCGAUGUCGAGCACGGCCUGGUGGACGGGAAAUUUGUCAAGAAAGACCACAAGUUGGCGGUACCUGACUACGCAGACGUCAAGACGCGGUUCCUGGAGAGCGCAAGGAAGGUCCAGCAGACUUGGAGGGAUAUUCCAUUCUCCGCUCUCGAAGGAGAGUUCAGUAGCUCUGAAGCUCCCUAUGAAGCGCCUCUUUCUGUCGAUGUCCUAGCUGGCGGUGAGAGUGGGUACGGAACCACGUUUGUUUGUGUUGGAAUAGGCCUACAUUAG
Colletotrichum phormii is the source of this 1287-nucleotide messenger RNA. RefSeq names its product amidohydrolase. The transcript has 5 exons. NCBI's taxonomy places the organism in Eukaryota, Fungi, Ascomycota, Sordariomycetes, Glomerellales, Glomerellaceae. The record is from RefSeq and is a predicted model, not a curated record. Gene Ontology annotation, cellular component: cytosol. The coding region runs from base 1 to 1287 and encodes 428 amino acids. Gene Ontology annotation, molecular function: deaminase activity.